Messenger RNA from Condylostylus longicornis, 1965 nucleotides. RefSeq names its product phosphoglucomutase (gene Pgm1). The transcript is spliced from 5 exons. Gene Ontology annotation, molecular function: phosphoglucomutase activity; magnesium ion binding. The record is from RefSeq and is a predicted model, not a curated record. Gene Ontology annotation, biological process: carbohydrate metabolic process. The coding region runs from base 138 to 1820 and encodes 560 amino acids. Lineage: Eukaryota; Metazoa; Arthropoda; Insecta; Diptera; Dolichopodidae. Gene Ontology annotation, cellular component: cytosol.
GAAAAGUAUAGAGAUAGAAAAAGGAAAUUUGUAGCUGAUAGCGGUUGGUCGUCGAGGUGAAAAGUUGUUGAUUGUAUUAUUAAAUUUUAAUAUUUUAUUGAGAGCGAAAAUUUUUUCAAUAUUAAUUUUCAAUUAAAAUGGCAAUAACAGUCAAAACUGUACAAACAACACCUUUUGAGGGACAAAAACCUGGUACAAGUGGUCUUCGUAAAAAAGUAAAAGUAUUUUUGGAAAAAAAUUAUACCGAAAACUUUGUUCAAUGUAUCUUAAAUGCGAAUGGAAGUGAAAUUUCUGGUUCCUUAUUGGUUCUUGGCGGUGAUGGACGCUUUUAUUGUAAAGAAGCAUCUGAAUUAAUUGUGAAAAUUUGCGCUGCCAAUGGGGUUUCAAAAGUUUUAGUUGGACAAAAUGGUAUUUUGUCAACGCCAGCCGUGUCCAGUUUGAUAAGGCACAAUAAUGCUUUAGGUGGGAUUGUGUUAACAGCUUCACAUAAUCCGGGUGGUCCAGAUAAUGAUUUCGGCAUUAAGUUUAAUUGUAGAAAUGGUGGUCCAGCACCCGAUGAAGUUACUAAUGAAAUUUAUAAAUUAUCAACGCAAAUAAAAGAAUAUAAAAUAGUUGAUGGUUUAACAAUAGACCUAGGUAAACUAGGUGUGAAUAAUUUUGAAGUUGAAGGAAAACCAUUUGUUGUAGAAGUAAUUGAUUCGGUGGCAAAUUAUGUUAAUCAUAUGAAGGAAAUAUUUGAUUUUGCAAAAUUAAAAGAUUUUGUUAGCGGAGCAUCAAAUGGAAAACCCUUAAAGAUGCGAAUUGAUUCAAUGAAUGGUGUAACAGGUCCAUAUGUCAAUGAUAUAUUUGUUAAUUGUUUGGGAGCAUCUAAAGAUUUUGUUGUUCAUACUACACCGUUAUCUGAUUUUGGUGGCUUACAUCCAGAUCCAAAUUUAACUUAUGCUAAAGAUUUAGUAGAUACUGUAGCAAAAGGUGAUUAUGAUAUUGGAGCCGCUUUUGAUGGAGAUGGCGAUCGUAAUAUGAUUAUUGGACGCAGUGCAUUCUUUGUAACUCCAAGCGAUUCUUUGGCUGUAAUUGCUCAUUAUUUGGAAUGUAUACCAUAUUUCAAAAAAAAUGGUAUUACUGGAUAUGCACGUAGUAUGCCAACUGCUUCUGCUGUAGAUUUGGUUGCCAAAAAAUUAGGCAAAGAAAUUUUUGAAGUACCAACUGGUUGGAAAUAUUUCGGAAAUUUAAUGGAUGCAAAUCGUUUGUGUUUAUGCGGUGAAGAAAGUUUUGGAACUGGCUCUAACCAUAUUCGUGAAAAAGAUGGUAUUUGGGCUGUAUUGGCAUGGCUUUCAAUUAUGCAGCACACAGGAAAGAGUAUAGAAGAUAUAUUAAAAGCUCAUUGGGCGGCAUAUGGGCGCAAUUACUUCACUCGUUAUGAUUAUGAGGAAUGUGAUUUAGAUCCAUGCAAUGAAAUGAUGGCAACUAUGGAAAAAUUAAUAACUAGCAGUGAAUUUGUAGGGAAGGAAUAUUCAAGUGGUGGAAAAACUUAUAAAGUAAAAGUUGCUGAUAACUUUAGUUAUACCGAUCCAGUUGUAAAUACGGUUUCUACAAAACAAGGUUUGAGAAUUGUAUUUGAAGAUGGAAGCCGCAUUGUAAUGCGUUUGAGUGGCACCGGCAGUUCUGGCGCUACAGUCCGAUUAUAUAUUGAUUCCUAUGAAAAAGACAAUGUUUUGGGUAAAGCAAGUGAAAUGUUAAAACCGCUAAUUGAUAUUGCUCUUGAAAUAUCUCAACUGCCAAAAUAUACCGGCCGUAAUGCACCCACCGUUAUUACAUAAAUAUAGACAAGUUAUAAAUUUACUGUUCAUUAAUUUUUAAAAAAAAUAAUUUAUAAAGCUAAAUAUGUAAAAGGGAUAAAAAUUUAGACUAUUUUAAAGCAUUUCAAAAAUACUUUUGCUGGAAAUAAAAAGUACCUAAUUCAUA